Molecule: messenger RNA, 492 nt
Organism: Geodia barretti
Lineage: Eukaryota; Metazoa; Porifera; Demospongiae; Tetractinellida; Geodiidae
Source: the annotation of a GenBank genome assembly
AUGCCCAGCAGAAAGAAGAAAACAGCGGUUAAAGAACAACCUAACAACCGCUUGAUAGCUACCAACCGCCAGGCGUUCUUCAACUACGAGGUUCUCGACCGGUACGAGGCCGGCCUGUCCCUGACCGGCACGGAAAUUAAGUCGAUUCGAGCCGGAAAGGUGGACCUGCGAGAAGCUUACGCAAGGUACCAGAAUGGCGAAAUGUGGCUAUUCAACUCACAUAUAGCCCAGUAUGAUCCGGCCAGCAUUUAUAACCACGACCCUCGCCGCGUCCGGAAACUGUUGCUGCACCGGGAACAAAUCACCAAGCUGGCCGAUGAGGUGGCCCAAAAAGGUUUGACCAUCGUGGCUUUGAGGCUUUACGUCAAAAACCACGUUGCAAAAGUUGAACUGGGUUUGGCAAGAGGCAAGCGUCAAUUCGAUAAGCGAAGGGCCAUCAGGGACCGGGAUAUGGACAUGGAGGCGCGACAGGCAGUGCGGGCUGCCAGGUAG